This is a messenger RNA of Lingula anatina, 4616 nucleotides long. Its product is annotated as polyamine-transporting ATPase 13A3. The record is from RefSeq and is a predicted model, not a curated record. Gene Ontology annotation, cellular component: late endosome membrane. Lineage: Eukaryota; Metazoa; Brachiopoda; Lingulata; Lingulida; Lingulidae. Gene Ontology annotation, molecular function: ATPase-coupled monoatomic cation transmembrane transporter activity; polyamine transmembrane transporter activity; P-type transmembrane transporter activity. Gene Ontology annotation, biological process: polyamine transmembrane transport; intracellular calcium ion homeostasis.
CAGUUAAAGACAUAAAGACGAGGUGGGGGAGUAACUGCCGUGCACUCCUACAAAACCUGGGGACAGUGAACAACAUGAUCAACGACCGGCAUCAUGAUACAUUCAACCCGUUAGAGCUAAAUAUGGAAGCCGUCUGCCAAAACGCCGAGAGUGUGAUUCAGUUGGAAUGCGCUGUAGCAUACGGAUGACACGAAGCCAGGACAUUACAAAAACAAUCGGCACACCCAUUUGUAUAGAUAAACUCACAUUGCAUCUUCAUUAUUAUCAUUUAUCUCAAUCGCGGCAUUUUUUUAUACUUCGGUAGAUAAAUACGAAAAGUUGUUUUGCUUUCUGAGAACUCAACUGUGCAGGAGAUAUACACAAUUUGAAGAACCGAAAGCUCAGUUCAGCCAACUAAACAUCAUGAAAAGCUCAACCUCCUGUACAAGCUUGGUAGACAAUAACAUGUCUACAGUUAUAGAAAAUGAAGAGGAUGAAGAAAACUCGAUCGUCACAGCAUACAAGCCAGACAAGGUCCGCCUGCUGCUGACCAUACUCCUUACGCCUCUCACCGGUGGCAUUCUUUUGCUCUUCAUAUAUUGGAGGUCAGAUUGGAGGCUGAAGGUGACACACAGUCCCUGUGAGUUAAAAGAAGCCACCAAAGUCUUAAUCAAAGAUCAAUACAAGCAGCUAUUUGUAGAAGACGUCAUCAGCACCAGUUAUGAGAGAAGAUCAUCCCAGACUGAGGAGAUAUACCGGAAUGUCUCACUGAGAUAUUUUGUACAUAAAGAAGUUCGUUACAUUUGGGAAAAUGCAACAUUUUCUCGACUUGUAGGCCUGGAAAAAGGCAAAGAAUGCGCCCAUUUCCACAAGAUCUCGCACGGCAUGCCGAGAUCAGAACAGACAAGUCAGCGUGUUUUGUAUGGCACCAACUGUAUAGUCAUCCAAGUCAGGUCUUAUCUGGACCUGUUUUUCAAUGAGGCCCUGAACCCGUUCUAUAUCUUCCAAGUGUACAGUGUGACUGUGUGGAUGGUUCAGUUGUAUUUUCUGUAUUGUGGCUGUAUCAUGGUACUAUCUACGAUAUCCAUUGCUUUGUCAGUCUAUGAAACCAGAAGGUCCAGUGUUGAGUUAAAAAAGAAGGUGGUCUCUGGCUCAAAAGUCACUGUUCAACGCGGAGCUUCGGAGAACAGCCAUACUGUUGGCUCGCGAGAGGACGUGCUUACGGAAGUGAUUGAUUCGGAUGAUCUAGUGCCAGGUGACGUCAUCAUAAUUCCAGAUCAUCACACCAAGUUGGAGUGUGAUGCAGUCCUUGUUAAUGGCAACUGUGUGGUGAACGAAAGCAUGCUUACAGGAGAGAGCAUACCUAUCACAAAGACCUCGGUACCAAAUGUCAACACUGAGAUGUACACUCCUCUCACCCACAAACGACACACGUUGUUCUGUGGGACGGAGGUGAUUCAAGCGAGGAGCAUGAAUCAGGAAUCUGUGAAAGCCGUGGUGGUAAGAACAGGAUUCGCCACUGCAAAAGGAGAGUUAGUGCGAUCUAUACUUUUCCCUCAGCCACUAGACCUUAAAUUGCACAGAGACGGCCUUAAGUUCAUCGGGGUAGCGCUUAUCAUAGCUUUUGUGGGACUUGGAUUCGUAGUUUUCACAUACUUGUACCAUGAGAUAUAUGAAGACAUGGCUAUCACCCUUCUAAACAUCACGACAUUUUGUGUGCCUCCCGCUCUGCCGGCAGCUAUCACGAUCGGAAAUGUGUUAGCGCAGAAACGGCUGGAGAAAGCCAAAAUUUUCUGCAUGAGUUCGAGAUUUAUUAACUUUACUGGCGCACUGAAUGUCGUAUGUUUUGACAAAACUGGUACCCUCACAAAUGAUGGAUUGGAUCUCCACGGACUGCGAAGGGCAGAAAAUGGAAGGUUCCUCAAAGAAAGUCUUGGAUCGGAAAACCUCCCCACUGGUUCGUGUCUUACAUGCAUGGCGACGUGCCAUUCCCUACACAUCAUAGACGGCAAACCUGACGGAUAUCCAUUGGAUGUAAAGAUGUUUGAAGCAACAGGAUGGAUACUCAAGGAUCCCAGCACGUUAAUGCCAUACGAGACGAAAUUUGAGAAGACACCUAUGGCCAUCGUUCAAUCAGACAAGGGCGGAGAAGUGGCUGUUAUACGCCAAUACACGUUCGCCUCGGGACUUCAAAGAAUGAGCGUCAUAACGAAAUCAGAAGAUAGUUCGGAACUCGAAGUUUACGUUAAAGGGUCUCCUGAAAAGAUCACCAGUAUCAGUAAACCAGAGACCGUUCCAGAAGACUGGCAAGACAUCUUGGAGGUGUACACCAGAGAUGGAUACCGUGUCAUUGCCUUGGCAACCAAAAAGCUAGAUCCUAGCAUCACUUGGGAUGACACACAAAACUUAAGCAGAAAUAAAGUAGAAUGUGAUCUGGAGUUUCUAGGCCUGCUGAUAAUGGAAAAUAAGCUGAAACCAGAAACUAUACCCGCAAUGAAAAUAUUGCACUCAGCCAACAUCAGAACAGUAAUGGUCACAGGUGAUAAUAUCUUGACGGCGUUGAAAGUGGCGAGGGACUGUGAUAUGAUAAAACCCCGCGAAAUGGUGAUCCGAAUUACAGCCAAAGCAUUCCACAAAGGUAACCCGUUGGAAUACAGUCUGCGGACCGUGCCCGACGAAGCCACAUUAGAGAUACAAUAUACUAGAGAAAUCGAUCCAGACCAUCCAUCAGAGGAGAUGCGUAUUGACAUAGAGGAGAAGAUGUACCAUUUGGCUAUAGAUGGGAAGUCGUUUGGACUAAUCCGCCGUUAUAAACCAGAGCUCAUUCCAAAUAUUGUUCGCAGAGGGACGGUGUUUGCGCGUAUGCUUCCAGAACAGAAGACGCACCUGAUCACGGACCUACAAGAUAUGGAGUAUUAUGUUGGUAUGUGUGGUGACGGAGCUAACGACUGCGGUGCACUGAAAACGGCACACGCAGGAAUUUCCCUGAGUGUUGCCGAGGCCAGCGUUGCCUCUCCAUUCACAUCUCAGGAAACCAACAUCAUGUGUGUCCAAAAACUCAUGAGGGAGGGUCGCACAGCUUUGGUGACGUCAUUUGGUCUGUUUAAGCACUUGCUUUGUAGCGCCAUUAUAGAGUUAGUUAUGAUACUCUUUUUGUAUUAUAUAUUUAACGGCCUUAACGACCCUCAGUUUUUGUACAUCGACUUGGGACUUCUUGUGAUCAUUACCCUUUUCUAUGGUAACGUAGGCGCCUAUCCGGUGCUUGUAAAGCGGCCGCCACCCUCAAAACUGAUGGCCACCGUUCCCUUACUGUCCAUCGGUUCCUUCUUAAUUAUUCAGUGUUGCUUUCUCACUUUCUGUUGGCUGCUUAUGCAGGCUGAGCCAUGGUAUUUGAAAUGGGAAUGGGAUGAUCAGCGUUUUGUUUGGGAUUUGAAAGGAUACGAGAAUACUAUGAUGUUUUGUAUGGGCUGCCUCUGCAUCAUCAACUCCGCCAUUACGUUCUCACAAGGCGCGCCCUACCGCAAACAUAUGUUCACCAACUUUCUGUUCGUUCUGUGUUUGUUGGCUGGUUUUAUUUUGACUUCUAUCAUUUGGUUAUGGCACGGCGGGAAAUAUAACCUUUUCACCGGUCUUUUUGAUCACAUUGAUUUCCCGUCUUAUGGAUUUUGUCUGCUACUCUACGCUAGUUUCUUUAUCAAUGUUUUUGUCAGCCUAUCUUGUGAGACAUUUUUGAUACAAGAUUUACUGUAUCAAAAACUAAGACCAAAAAUGUCUAGGCCAAAGCUGAAGCACCAACGCUUGGAACUGGAGCUACGACAUAAUGAAACCUGGCCGCCCUUGGACACCACAUUAAUUGAGGGAGAGCGCUUCUCUGAAAAGGGCAAUGGCGCACUGAUACAAGGAACAGGCGCACAAAGUUGUGAUACACAUUUGUAACAAUGAUUUCCUGAUAUAUUGGAUAAUAUUUAAAAAAUAAACUCGGCCUCCUACAUUCCACAAAGUAAAGUGGGGUUGAAUAUAGCCAAAGAUGAUGUUGGGUUUGAGAAAUUAUCUACAGUAUGUACUACAGUUGUUUUGCACGUUCAGUAUGUACCUAAUUAGUAUUAGGAUGUGCUCGCUUAAGGACACGUGUCUUAAUAGCGAGCGGCUAUACCGCGUACUGCAAUGGUGUCCUGUAGGCGGCGCAGCUCACCUUCACAGAAGUAACCCUGAAGUCAGCUCUUGCAGGGAUACAAGCAAUUAUAUAUAUAUAUAUAUAUAUAUAUAUAUAUAUAUAUGAUUGCAUAAGAUUAUGCAGUUUGUAAUCUGCUACAUCAGUACAACCUCAAGAAUAGUUUCAAAUUGUAAGUAGUAAGCGAAUAGGCAGGGGUUUAAGAUAAAGCUCAGCACAGUUGAAAGUGGAAAGGAGGUGAGGGGAGAGUCUUCACUUGCUCACAUGUGCAAUGCAAAGUACAAAAGAUCAGGACAUUGGGACAUGAAUCAAACGUAUUUAUUUAUUAAAUUGAAUAUUAAAUAACUCAUUUUAGUAUUUUGAGGGAAUGUAAAAGAAAGAAAACUUGAUAAAACUGAUGGAAGUUAAAAUUCAUCCAGUAAUACAGUGUUUUAUUUGAUAUAUGUGAAAUGAUAAUAAAAUAAGA